ACGGUUACACAACAGAUGACAUCGAGUUCUACUGGAAAGGAGGAGACUCCGCUGUGACCGGGGUGACGCGCAUCGAGCUCCCUCAGUUCUCCAUAAUGGACUACAAGCUGGUCUCCAGGAAUGUAGUCUUUUCCACAGGUGCCUACCCUCGACUCUCUCUGAGCUUCAAGCUGAAGCGAAACAUCGGAUACUUCAUCCUUCAGACGUACAUGCCGUCCAUCCUCAUCACCAUCCUGUCCUGGGUCUCCUUCUGGAUUAAUUAUGACGCCUCGGCUGCCAGAGUGGCGUUGGGUACGAUGUGUCUCGUGCAGUAGAGACGUCUGUUCGGUCUCAUAGGUUGCGUUGGGUACGAUGUGUCUCGUGCAGUAGAGACGUCU
This is a messenger RNA of Anarrhichthys ocellatus (wolf-eel), 377 nucleotides long. RefSeq names its product gamma-aminobutyric acid receptor subunit beta-3-like. The transcript is spliced from 2 exons. Gene Ontology annotation, biological process: monoatomic ion transmembrane transport. Gene Ontology annotation, cellular component: membrane. Lineage: Eukaryota; Metazoa; Chordata; Actinopteri; Perciformes; Anarhichadidae. The annotation marks the transcript as partial. The record is from RefSeq and is a predicted model, not a curated record. Gene Ontology annotation, molecular function: transmembrane signaling receptor activity; extracellular ligand-gated monoatomic ion channel activity.